Molecule: messenger RNA, 2172 nt
Organism: Conger conger (European conger)
Lineage: Eukaryota; Metazoa; Chordata; Actinopteri; Anguilliformes; Congridae
Product: serine/threonine-protein kinase 17A-like
Exons: 7
Coding region: 291-1493 (400 amino acids)
Biological process (GO): positive regulation of apoptotic process; protein phosphorylation; intracellular signal transduction
Cellular component (GO): nucleus
Molecular function (GO): protein serine/threonine kinase activity; ATP binding
Source: RefSeq, a predicted model, not a curated record
UUAGCUUCGCUCAGACCGUUGGGGCAGGUUGCAGUUGUGAUACUGGUGUACAGGUCGUGGAAAGAUUUUGCUAACUAAUGUCACUGAAGAUAAAAGGUAGUCUUCCGUAUAACAUUGUUAAAAGUUUUGAAAGAAAUGCGUCGGCGUUCCGAUAUUUCUAGGUAGUCAGCUCAUAUGUUAAGAGCCCCUGCAUUAAUUAGUAACAAUAGCUAGUUAGUGUACAGUGCAUUUCGUGCAGUUUCGUCAACACGAGCGCCGGACUCUGUCAAAGGUUGGACCGAACCGGCGUGAUGAUCCCCGAAUGUCCCAGGAGUUCUGAGACGAGGACCCCCAUACGGUGUCAAGGUGCCGAUCUAACCCAGACUCGCUCUGGGUUACUUUCUGAGAUAAAAACACCAAUCAAGACCGAGCCAUUUAAUGAACACUACAGUCUUAUCCCUGGCAAAGAGCUUGGCAGGGGGAAGUUUGCUGUGGUGAAGAAAUAUGUGGAGAAGCAGACGGGGAAGGAGUAUGCCGCUAAGUUCAUGAGGAAGAGGAGGAAGGGCCAGGACUGCCGGCUGGAGAUCAUCCAUGAGAUCGCAGUGCUGGAGCUGGCCACCGCCAGCCCCUGGGUCAUUAACCUGCACCAGGUGUACGAGACUGCCAACGAGAUGAUCCUGGUGCUGGAGUAUGCCGCCGGGGGGGAGAUAUUUCACCAGUGCGUGGCGGAGCGGGAGGAGGCCUUCAGGGAGGCAGACGUGAAGCGGCUGAUGCGGCAGAUCCUGGAGGGCGUGGCCUUCCUGCACAGGAGCAGCGUGGUGCACCUGGACCUCAAGCCCCAGAACAUCCUGCUGACCAGCGAGGAUCCUCUGGGAGAUAUCAAAAUAGUGGACUUUGGCCUCUCCCGCAUGGUGAGCAGCAGCCAGGAGCUGCGGGAGAUCAUGGGGACCCCAGAGUAUGUGGCUCCAGAAAUCUUGAAUUAUGAGCCAAUAAGCACAGCGACAGACAUGUGGAGUAUUGGAGUGCUAGCCUACGUGAUGCUAACAGGGACCUCUCCUUUCCUGGGAGAUGACAAGCAGGAAACCUUCCUCAACAUUUCCCAAAUCAACAUCAGCUACACAGAGGAGGAGCUGGAGGGACUGGAGCCGUCUGCCAUCCAGUUCAUGAAGUCUCUGCUCAUUAAAGAACCACAGGCCCGGGCCACUGCAGAGGCCUGUCUACAGCACCCCUGGCUCCAGCAGCCCACAGAGGGGAAGGAAGAAAGGAAGGAGGCCACGGAGGGAGAGCCCAACAGCCCCGCCUCCCCUCCCUCCAAGGAGGAGGAAGAGGAGGAGGAGGAAGGCCAGCUGAGAGAGGAGCUGAUCGUGGUGGCAGCAUACACCCUGGGACAGUGCCGGCAGUCGCAGUCAGAGAAAGAGGGCCUGACCCCAGAGCAGAAGGCCGUAUCCAAGCGCUUCAAAUUCGAGGAGCCCUUCAGCGCCCUGCAGGAGGUCCCCGGAGGGUUCAUCUACUGAAGCCCUCCUGCAGUCAGGCCUCUCCCUAACCCUCCCCGUGAUUUGAACUCAUUAAGCCAAACCUCUGUCGUUCAUUAAGCUUGUUGGUUUGUUUGUUUUUAACGUGCUGCUUUGUUUUUAUUGGGUAAACUACAACAGACUGAACCUUGCUGUGUUUCGCUUUUUCUACUUGGUGCCAUGCUUGAGUUGAAAUGAAACGAAGCCUUGCGCUGAGCUGCUUCAUUUUGUGUAGGUUUUUUUUAUUUGUUUGUUUUGUUUGUGUUUUUUUUUGCUUUGAGCGUCAUGUUCUCUUUUUGCCAUCUCUUUCUAAAAGUGUGUAUUGUUUAUGUUUAAUAGUAAAGAUUUGGUUGGGGGAAGGGCUAAAUAUAUGUAUAUACAACUAAAGCUAAUAUUGUUUCAAGAGUAUGUUUUAAUUACAUGGUUUAAAAAAGCGAAAAAAGCCAUUGCACAUAUAUGACCCCAAACCGUCUUUACGGUCAGUCCUUGGGUUUAAAUUUCUAAAGCAAUAAGUACAUUUCAUUGUACACUGUUUGUGCAGUGAUUUUUUUUUUUACUCAUCCGUAGAUUUGUCAGUAUAUGUUUAGGCAAGUUUGUCUCCUGAUUACAUCAUUUCUAUGGAAACAAAGUUGAACAUGAAUAUGUUAUAUGGCACUGUAAAUAAAUGUUCAUCUCAAAAGUA